Molecule: messenger RNA, 588 nt
Organism: Alexandromys fortis (reed vole)
Lineage: Eukaryota; Metazoa; Chordata; Mammalia; Rodentia; Cricetidae
Product: hemoglobin subunit theta-1-like
Exons: 4
Coding region: 1-492 (163 amino acids)
Biological process (GO): hydrogen peroxide catabolic process; oxygen transport
Cellular component (GO): blood microparticle; haptoglobin-hemoglobin complex; hemoglobin complex
Molecular function (GO): oxygen carrier activity; iron ion binding; haptoglobin binding
Source: RefSeq, a predicted model, not a curated record
AUGGAGCGCCCUCCCACGACCGUGACGCCGGGAAGCCAGGAGCGAGGACACAGCUCAGUGAAGACGGCUCUGUCCCAGACUGAGCGCGCUCUGGUUCUCGCGCUAUGGAAAAAGAUGAGCACCAAUGUUGGAAUCUACACGACCGAGGCCUUGGAGAGGACCUUCAUGGCUUUCCCUGCCACCAAAACCUACUUCCCACACUUCGACCUGAGUCCCGGCUCUAGGCAGGUUAAAGCCCAUGGCCAAAAGGUGGCCGAUGCUCUGACUCUCGCUGCCCACCACCUGGACGACCUGCCUGGUUCUCUCUCUGCUCUCAGCGACCUGCAUGCUCACAAGCUCCGAGUAGACCCCGCCAACUUUCAGUUCUUCAGCCACUGUCUGCUGGUGACUCUUGCCCGACACUAUCCUGGAGACUUCAGCCCAAUGAUGCACGCCUCCCUAGACAAGUUCCUGGGCCUUGUGACUUUGGCACUGGUCUCCAAAUACCGCUGAGGAUGUAUCCUGGGAUCCCAAAGCAAGGUUCCAAGAGGCUGGAAUUUCAGUCAAGCUGGAGUCAUAGACCUCCUUUUAAAGCGGCAGGUCCUUGUA